AUGUCAGCCAGAAAGGGCUAUCUGCUCUCUUCGCCAAAUUAUUCCACAACAAUGGCAUGCUCCGAGAGCCCGGCUGCAAACUCUUUUUUGGUGGACUCCUUGAUCAGCUCAGCCUCAGGCAGAGGGGAAGGAGGAGGAGGUGGUGGUGGUGGUGGUGGAGGAGGAGGAGGAGGAGGCAACGGUGGCGGAGUUGGAGGAGGAGGAGGCGGCAGCGGUGGCUACUAUCCCAACAACAGCGGUGUCUACCUGCCGCAGACGUCCGAUCUGUCCUAUGGAUUGCAAAGCUACGGACUAUUCCCCGUCCUGAGCAAACGCAAUGAAGGUCCGCCUCAAAGCGCGGCCCCCGCGUCUCACACCUACAUGUCAGGGAUGGAAGUCUGGCUAGAUCCCCCGAGGUCCUGCCGCCUGGAAGACCCCGAAAGCCCGCAGGCGACCUCGUGCUCCUUUGCUCCCAGCAUUAAAGAAGAGAACUCCUACUGCCUCUAUGACUCCGACAAAGGCCCCAAAGAGGCGACGGCCACCGACUUGACGACUUUCCCAAGACUAACCUCAGAGGUCUGCUCCAUGAACAACGUGACCGCGGGGGUGCCUGUCCCAGGCUACUUCCGCCUGUCUCAAGCUUAUGGCACCGCCAAGAGCAGCAGCAGCAGUAACAGCAGCGGCGGCGGGAGCUACCACAGCAACCAUCACCCUCAUCACCCCCACCACCCACCGGGGCAAAUGGUGGUGGUGGCUUCCCAGUUCUCCCCCCAACCUCAAGUGCGCUUCGAGACUCCUCCAACUUUGCCUCCGGCGGUCCCACCCCCAGAUCCAGGGAGAAAAGAGGGCGAAGAAUCUUCCUCACCCAGCACCUUGGCUUGUGAUUCUCAAAGGGGGGAGGAAGAAGGUCAGGCUUCUUCUUCGGCCGCAGAAGACCUCUCCCCGGCCCCUUCAGAGAGCAUCAAGCCCUCCCCAGAGAAGGACACCUUAGGCAAUUCCAAAGGAGAGAAUGCAGCCAACUGGCUAACCGCAAAAAGUGGCAGAAAGAAACGGUGCCCCUAUACCAAGCACCAAACCCUCGAGCUGGAAAAGGAGUUUCUGUUCAAUAUGUACCUGACUCGUGAGCGUCGCCUAGAGAUCAGUCGCACAGUCCACCUAACAGACAGACAAGUUAAAAUCUGGUUUCAGAACCGCAGAAUGAAACUGAAGAAAAUGAACCGAGAGAAUAGAAUUCGGGAGCUCACAGCCGACUUUAAUUUCUCCUGAUGAACCUAUACACGGAUCUUUAAGGUUUAACGAGCCAGUACGAAUUUUCCCCCUUUAGGCUUUAGCUACUUGCACCUGUACGGAUUCGAACCUUUCGAUUACCUUCUCGGCCUCUCCAUCUCCUCUUUGUAAUUGAUCUUGUUGGGAUAAAGCCAUAAUGAUGCACACGCCGCCAUAUCUCGUAUUACUCUUAUUCAUGCUCGGAUUUUGAACGUCUGAAGCUGCGAAAUAAUAUGUCCAGAGUACUACAUACCGAUUCUUUCGGUUCCCCUCCCCAAAACAUUUUGAAAAACCUAACUGAAGGCAAAUAGCAUUCCCCCAAUCCAAUUAUAUAGAUGGCUUCUGGGAACUAGAUCGAAUACCAUUUUCAGUCAUGUAAAUCUGGCUGCAUCGCUGCUUAAUAGGGAAAAUGUUUCAUGAGUCUGCAGCUUAUAGUAGGACACACACACACCAAACCGUUGUAGAAACAAAAUUAAGCAAAGAAGCGAAGAGGGCAAGCUUGUUUGAGUCUCCAAAUGUUUCAUAUUAGAGUUUUAAAAGUACCCAUGAAAUCGAGGGACCUCUUCCCUCUCUCCCUGCCUUGAAAGAUAGGACAAUUUUUAUACUGCUUCUUGGUUAAAUUAUUACUCUGUGGCCCUAGGUAAUGACUUAAGGUAGUUUUUGCUUUGGGGAUGUUGGGUGACCGCUAAUUAUGCUUGACAAGCAGACGCAAAGGAGAAAGAGAGAGAGAAAUCUCCCUUUCUUGUAAAACAGCAAACAUUCUGCCCAUUGUGUCCAUGGAGAAGUGUGUUAUUUUAUGUACGUUGUCCACCAGAAGGGUGUUCUGACUGUGAGACGGUGAGAAAGAAGAUGUACUCCUAUUUCCUUGAUACUGUGAAGUUACAUGCAUUGCAAAGGUCAAGCGUGUAGUGCGGACAAAGAGAAGAAGAAAAUAAUCUAUAAAUACAGAUAAUACAAAUAUGUAUAAAUGUCUAUUAAUGUUAUUAAUAUUAUUAAAAUGCCGAUCCUGUUGAA
Hemicordylus capensis (graceful crag lizard) is the source of this 2259-nucleotide messenger RNA. RefSeq names its product homeobox A10 (gene HOXA10). Gene Ontology annotation, cellular component: nucleus. The record is from RefSeq and is a predicted model, not a curated record. The transcript has 2 exons. Lineage: Eukaryota; Metazoa; Chordata; Lepidosauria; Squamata; Cordylidae. Gene Ontology annotation, biological process: regulation of transcription by RNA polymerase II. Bases 1 to 1245 code for a protein of 414 amino acids. Gene Ontology annotation, molecular function: RNA polymerase II cis-regulatory region sequence-specific DNA binding; DNA-binding transcription factor activity, RNA polymerase II-specific.